Molecule: messenger RNA, 1220 nt
Organism: Zonotrichia albicollis (white-throated sparrow)
Lineage: Eukaryota; Metazoa; Chordata; Aves; Passeriformes; Passerellidae
Source: RefSeq, a predicted model, not a curated record
UCCAAUGUUGGAGGAUCUGGUGGAACGUUCUGGUGUUGGAAAAUUCUGGUCCUGGAUCCCUCUGGGCAUCCCCAGGGUGGAACAUUCCGGAUUGGAGCAUCCUGGUGUGGGACCAUCCCAGGGAUGGAGCGUCCUGCUGUGGGAUCUCCUGCUGUGGGAUCAUCCCAUUGUGGGAUCCUCUCCUGUGGGAUCUCCUGUUGUAGGAUUGUCCUGCUCUGGGAUCUUCUGCUGUGGGAUCUACUGUGGGAUCAUCCCGUUGUGGGAUCCUCUUCUGUGGGAUCAUCCUGCUGUGGGAUCUCCUGCUAUGGGAUCAUCCCAUUGUGGGAUGUCCUGCUGUGGAAUCCUCUGCUGUGGGAUCUACUGUGGGAUCUCCUGCUGUGGGAUCUCCUGCUCUGGGAUCAUCCUGCUGUGGGAUCCUCUCCUGUGGGAUCUCCUGUUGUGGGUUCGUCCUGCUCUGGGAUCCUCUGCUGUGGGAUCUACUGUGGGAUCUCCAGCUGUGGGAUCAUCCCAGUAUCGGAGCAUCCCCGUGAUGGAACAUUCUGGGAUCGGAGCAUCCUGGUCCCAAAGCGUCCCAGUGUCAGAGCAUCCCAGUGUGGAGCAUCCCAGUAUGGAGCAUCCCAGUAUGGGAUCAUCCCAAUAUGGAGCAUCCCAGUGUGGGACAUCCCAGUGUGGGACAGCCCAGUGUGGAGCAUCCCAGUGCUGGACCAGAACAGGGCUGGAGCAUCCCAGUUUGGAAUAUCCCAGUAUGGAAUAUCCCAGUGUGGGACAUCCCAGUAUGGAGCAUCCCAGUUUGGAAUGUCCCACUAUGGAGCAUCCCAGUAUGGAACAUCCCAGUAUGGAGCAUCCCAGUAUAGAAUAUCCCAGUGUGGAGCCAUCCCAGUAUGGAGCAUCCCAGUGUGGGACAUCCCAGUGUGGGAUCACCCUGGUGUGGGAACAUCUUGGUGCCAGAGAUGUGAGUGAUGGAACAGCCCAGUGCUGCUCCAUCCCAGUCCAUCCCAGUCCAUCCCAGUGCUGCUCCAUCCCAGUGCCAGCCUAUCCCAGUCCCAGUCCAUCCCAGUAACGGAGCAUCCCAGUGCCAAUCCAUCCCAGUACCAGUCCAUCCCAGUGCCAGUUUAUCCCAAUACCAGUUUAUCCCAGUGCCAGUUUAUCCCAAUGCCAGUCCAUCCCAGUGCCAAUCCAUCCCAGUGCCAGCCCAUCCCAGUCCCAGCCUAUCCCAUUAU